Clupea harengus (Atlantic herring) is the source of this 1196-nucleotide messenger RNA. It is a transcript of the gene crabp2b, whose product is annotated as cellular retinoic acid binding protein 2, b. The record is from RefSeq and is a predicted model, not a curated record. NCBI's taxonomy places the organism in Eukaryota, Metazoa, Chordata, Actinopteri, Clupeiformes, Clupeidae. Gene Ontology annotation, molecular function: lipid binding.
UUAGCUGCCAAUUGUAUAUUUCAUUGUCUUUGUGUCUGUACUGCGCACAAUGAGUAUAAAGUUGAAUCUAAUAUAAUAAACAUCUUUAGCUGUUGCUUUAGCCGAGAUGAGAGAGAGUGGGGCUGGGGGGUGAGGACAUAGAGAGCGCAUCUCAUGAUUCAUGUAAAUUGCGAUAGGCGUGCUUACGCAUAGAGGGGGUAAUUGGGUACUUCUCGGUGGCGUUGCCCUGCGCCUGAGACCCAUACUCGUCUGUUCAGGACCAAUGAGAACAAGUUGUUCGGAGUGAGUUAACGAGAGGAGAAUCGGAAAAUUCAGACGUACGGUAACGCUGCGCGUCCAAGUCACCACAGGAGGACACUGCCACAAUCGCGCAAUAUAGAACCAAUCAUUAUAGUCUGCAGUCGACUACAGGGCUGUUUAGGUUAUUUAUAGUUACAUUUAUUUAGCAAUUAUCUGGCGUUAAUUGCACAAUGACUGCAAACAUGGAAAGUAAAAUCACUGACUUCUCCGGAACAUGGAAAAUGAAAAGCUCCGAAAACUUUGAGGAGCUCUUAAAGGCUCUAGGAGUGAACGUAUUCCUUCGAAAAAUCGCUGUGGCAGCUGCAUCUCGCCCAGCAGUGGAAAUCACACAGCAGGGCGAGACUUUAUCCAUUCAGACAUCCACCAGUGUGCGUACCACCCACAUCUCCUUCACUGUGGGACAGUCUUUCAACGAGAACACUGUGGAUGGACGGCCAUGCACGAGUCUCCCCCGCUGGGAGACAGAGAGCAAGAUCGUCUGUGAGCAGACUCUCCAGAAGGGCGAUGGAGCCAAGACAGGUUGGACACGAGAACUGACCAACGAUGGAGAAUUAAUCCUGACAAUGAUUGCUGGGGAGGUGGUGUGCACCCGGGUGUAUGAAAAAGAGUGAAGAGUGGCCACCGUUUGACACUUUUUACGCUGUCCUUCGUGUAUGUUCAACUUUGUCAUUUUGACAAAUAUUGGUUAAUCAGUACAUAAUAAGUGUUUGUAUGUGGUGAGAGUCUUUCCUGUAUACUUUUGUAUUGUUUGUCAUUUAUGGAUGCAUGUGUACAUGUCAUUUUUUUAUUAGCAUGCAGGUAUGUCUUUUUUCAACCAAAAGCGUGUAUUUAUUCAGAAUGCUUGUGUGAGAAUGAAUUCCUAUCAAUAAACCCAAACCAGGAAGUUUUGUCUAAAA